AGUGCCACCCUCCCUUCGUCUUCGUCUUCGUCUUCCGAUUCCACUUCCAUGGCUUCGGAGAAACAAGCUGCUCUUGCUACCGCACCCUCCGACGCUGAUGCUCCCACCAUAUUUGACAAGAUAAUCAACAAGGAGAUCCCUUCAAAUGUGGUUUAUGAGGAUGAUAAGGUCUUUGCUUUUAGGGACAUAAAUCCCCAAGCUCCUACUCACAUUCUAAUCAUUCCUAAAGUAAAAGAUGGGUUAACUGGUCUAUCCAAGGCUGAGGAGAGGCACUUUGAAAUUCUUGGCCGCCUUCUUUACACUGCGAAGUUGAUUGCAAAGCAAGAAGGUCUUGAUGAUGGCUUCAGGGUUGUAAUUAAUGAUGGUCCAAAGGGAUGUCAAUCAGUUUACCACAUUCAUGUUCACCUCCUCGGCGGACGACAGAUGAACUGGCCUCCUGGCUAAAUUGGGACAAAGAAUAGGGAGUGAGCUAUGGACUUGAUUUCUCCUCCAUCAAUAUCACUUUAGUUGUGCCAUCUUACGAUAAUGGUUUGAGAAUAAUUUUGUGUAGCUACACUUGUAUUGAAUGAUGCUGCUGAUUCCAAAGUCAUCUCUUGUAGAACCUAAUGGUUGGUAUAGUUGUUAAACUUUCGAAUUAACUACUAAAUUGUUACAACUUUGCAAUUGGGCGAUGAAAAAGAGGAUUAGCAGUUAUUAUUAUUUA
Messenger RNA from Arachis ipaensis, 703 nucleotides. Its product is annotated as 14 kDa zinc-binding protein. Lineage: Eukaryota; Viridiplantae; Streptophyta; Magnoliopsida; Fabales; Fabaceae. Gene Ontology annotation, molecular function: catalytic activity. The record is from RefSeq and is a predicted model, not a curated record.